GUAAGAAAGAAUAUGCAACGUAGGCCCCUUCUCCUGAGAAAAAGGAUAAACAAAGAAGACGUCAACAUUCAAUCUUACCCCAAAUUUCCAUGAAAAAAUUUCUCUCAAAGAAUGUGCAGCAAAAACAGGACUUCUCAACUGACAAUUCCCCAUUAUGUGGGCAUGACAAAUUUCUCUCUUUUUUGUGAAGAACAAGGAUGUCAAUUAGACCAAGUCGCUCACAAGUAGCUAUCUUUUCUCCUCACUUUUUGCUCGUAAAUCUGUUCACUCCAUGCAUUUUCACAGUUUGGUGCUUAGUCUAUUUCUCUCUUUGACAAAUUCAAACGGAUCAUUAGUUUUUCCUCUGUUUCUUUGCUUCCUCCUGAAUUUUCAUAUCCCAUGGAAACUCUUAAAGCUUCUUCUCUUCUCUGAAUAUGGCUUCUCUUUCUCGUUUCCUCUAUCAGAAUCUGUUUUUGUCACUUACUACUGUAUUUGCCUCUAUUUUCAUCUAUUUGGCUCCUCCGUUAAGCUUCAUCACCACAUUCUUCCUCAGAUUAAGAAGGGGUUGUGCUCCUCUAAACAAGAAAUCAAACAUUACUGAUGUUUUACCCAAAGACUAUCAGAAAGAAACAGAUUUUUCAGAGACAGAGCAGCAGUUAGAUUCUGAGUCUGAUGAUUUUAAGGAUGUUCUGAAUUCCCUGAUUCGGAAAAUAAUGAAGAUAUUCAGGAAACAGAAUUCUGUUUUACAUUUAAAUUCCCAACCUAUGAAGAAUUUUGUAAGAGCAAGGAAGACAAAGGUGAAUUUUUUAGCUCUGAAUGGAUGCCCUCUACAUGUAACAAUACAAAGGUUGUUACAUGUAAGACAGAAACAGAGGAUAUGAAACAAGUUCAUAGUAAAAGUGAAGCCUUUAAUGAGGAAAAAAAAGGGAAUUGGGACAAUUUAACGUGUGAUGAAUUUCAUUGUAAAAGUGAAGCCCUUAAUGAGGAAAGAAAAGGGAAUUUGGACAAUUUAACGUGUUAUGAAGAGAAAACUGAGGAAAUGAAUUCCAUGAAAGGAGAAUCAGAUCCUGGAAACAAGCAAUUUCUUGUGGAACCAGAUUUCACUGAUGACUUUUUUCAAUCUGAGAAGGAUUCUAUAUCUACUGAUUCUGAUACUGUGUCAAUUGGUUUUGAGCAUAUGUGUUAUCUUCUGAUGAACAGAUUAGUUGAUUCGUAUAGCGAUGGAUUCUUGACAGAUGAAGACUUUGGAGGAGAAUUUGAGCUUGAUUCCUUAAAGGAUAUUGAAAUGUCAGAGGAAAAUCAAGAAUCUGAUGACAGUGAUAGUGAUAUAAUGGAAGAGCUAAGGAGAUUAGAACAUGAACAAGAACAAAGAUUUUUAUCUGAGGAUGAUUUUCAUGAAGAUAUGGAUAAGGUAUCUGAUGAAAAUGUGGAGUCAAGAAAUGAAGAUGCAAACAAAUUGGAAACAUUGUGGGAACAUCAAGAAUUAAUUGAACAAUUAAAGAUAGAACUUAGAAAAGUUAGAGACACAGGUUUGCCCACUAUUUUGGAAGAAUCAGACACCACAAAAAUGGAAGAUUUGGAGCCAUGGAAGAUUGAUGAAAAGUUCCAACGUGAAGAUUGCAUGAGUGAACUUUAUAAGUUCUACAAGAGUUACAGAGAAAGGAUGCGAAAAUUUGACAUAUUGACGUACCAGAAGAUGUAUGCAAUAGGAUAUCUACAGAAAGAUCCACUAAAAGAUCCAUUUCAACAUGUCUCAAGCCAAAGAGGCUCAGGUCCAAAACUAAAAUCCCUUAUUUCACAAAAUAUUAGGCUGUUCAAACAUAAAAGGAAUGACAAUAUUGACCCAAUGGUAAAGUUUAUCAAAGAAUUGCAGAGUGAUCUGGAAGUGAUAUAUGUUGGACAGAUGUGUCUUUCGUGGGAAUUUCUACACUGGCAAUAUGGCAAGGCUUUAAGUUUGUGGGAUUCUGACCCUCGUGGUAUUCGUACAUAUAAUGAAGUUGCUGGAGAGUUUCAACAGUUUCAAGUUCUUCUCCAAAGAUUUAUAGAAAAUGAACCUUUUCAAGGCCCUAGAGUUCAAUAUUACAUCAAGAGUCGAUAUGAUCUUCGUAAUCUUCUUCAAGUUCCUGUCAUAAGAGAGGACAGAAUGAAAGACAAGAACAAGGCUGCUAGAGGUGGAGAAAAGGGUGAAUAUACUAUUACAAGUGACGUGCUAGUGGAGAUACUGGAAGAAUCAAUACGAAUAUUUUGGCAAUUUGUUAGAGCUGAUAGAAAAUACUCCAGCACAAUGAUGAAGGGUAAAAAGGGAACACAACAUCAUGAGCUUAAAGCCCCGGGAGAUUUAGAGCUUUUAAUGGAGGUCAAAAAAGGUCUUCAAAAGAAAGAGAAGAAGCUGAAAGAUGCUUUGAGAGGUGAAUGCUGCAUAUUGAAGAGGUUCAAGAAGUACAAAGAAGAUGAUUCAGAUCAUGUACUCUACUUUUUCUCUCAAGUAGACAUGAAAUUAGUAGCUAGGGUCCUCAACAUGUCAAGUCUGACAACAGAUCAACUAGUCUGGUGUCACAACAAAUUAAGCAGGAUUAGUUUCCUGCAUAGGAAAAUACUUGUAGAUCCUUCCUUUCUGCUCUUCCCUUGUUAAUAUCAGUCCUGCCUACCCCCAGCCCCACCUUCCAGGGUAGAAUUAGAUUAUCAGUAUAUGCCAUCAAAGUGCAUCUUUUGUUGAAAAUUUCCUUUUCUGUUGUUAGAGAGCCAUUUUUCCUGCUGGCUGGAAAAAAAAAAAAACUUGUACUAAGUUGUAUAUAUGUAAGAAGAGUUGAGGGGCCAAACAAAAAACAGGAACUGUCAAGAAUGGGAUUCGAACCCAUGCCCUUUCGGACCAGUACCUGAAACUGGCGCCUUAGACCAACUCGGCCAUCUUGACUUUUGUUCUUGUGUUCAACUUUUUUGAACUAUAUCAAUUAUGAAUCAA
Lycium ferocissimum is the source of this 2941-nucleotide messenger RNA. RefSeq lists its product as uncharacterized. Bases 800 to 2611 code for a protein of 603 amino acids. Lineage: Eukaryota; Viridiplantae; Streptophyta; Magnoliopsida; Solanales; Solanaceae. The transcript has 8 exons. The record is from RefSeq and is a predicted model, not a curated record.